This is a messenger RNA of Trichomonas vaginalis G3, 567 nucleotides long. Its product is annotated as sperm protein CH-like domain-containing protein. Gene Ontology annotation, molecular function: microtubule binding. The transcript has a single exon. The record is from RefSeq and is a predicted model, not a curated record. Gene Ontology annotation, biological process: regulation of cytoskeleton organization. NCBI's taxonomy places the organism in Eukaryota, Parabasalia, Trichomonadida, Trichomonadidae. Gene Ontology annotation, cellular component: axoneme. The coding region runs from base 1 to 567 and encodes 188 amino acids.
AUGGAAGAAUUUCAACUUGAAGAGUUAUUGAAAUGGAUUGAUGAUAUUCCUCUAUCAUGGAAGAAAAAGAAUCUUUCAAGAGACUUCAGUGAUGGCGUUUUAAUGGCUGAAAUUUGCGCACAUUUUUAUCCGAAAGCAGUUGAUCUAUUUAAUUAUAAUGAAGGACUAAAAGUUGACACUAAAAUAUAUAAUUGGAAUACACUCAAUGCAAAGGUAUUACGAAAAAUCAAAUUUCCAAUAGAUAAAGGAACAAUUACUGAUAUUGCAAAUUGCAAGCAAGGAACAAUCGAAAAAGUUCUUUGGGAUUUCAAACACUUUGUUGAAAACAAGCAAGAAGAAGCUCAAAAACCAUAUUUCGACGAUAUUCAAACAGAUCCUGAUAUUGAAGAGAUAGAGAAUGCAUUGAAAGCAACAGAUAGAAGCUUACUCGAAAAUAAAAUCAAAGAAUGCGAAGAACAAGCUAAAUAUAUUGAAGAAUUACAUUCAAAAAUUAAAAUUGUUAAAAACUUGAUCAAGGAAAAGGAUUUGUAUCUAUCUCAAUUACACUCAUCAGGUCUUAUUAGAUAA